AUGGUCAUUCGGUCAUUUUUAGUUCACAGUUGUCGACAAUUGGCACGUAGAACGCUCGCAAUGGACACUCCAUCGGUUGAUAUUCAGAAUAUUAGGGCAAAAUACAACAACUCCCAAGAGCCAUAUCUUCUUGAAGAAAAUCUUCCAACAACUGAUCCAUUCUCACUUUUCGAUACUUGGUUCCGUGAUGUGGCAUCUCAAUCUGAUUUAACGUUCGAGGAAAUAAACGCAGUUUCAUUGUCAACUGUAGGAAAAGAUCUUCGUCCGUCAUCCAGAAUGGUUCUUCUGAAAGCCUACACACCGACUGGAUUCUCUUUCUUUACGAAUUAUACAAGUAGAAAAGGACAUCAAUUGGAAGAAAAUCCAAACGCGGCAAUGUUAUUUUAUUGGCCAAAAGUCAAUCGACAGGUUCGAGUUGAAGGAGUAGUUGAAAAACUUCCAGAUGAGAUGGCUGUUGCUUAUUGGAAUUCUAGACCUUUAGCCAGCCGCAUCGGUUCGAAAUCCAGUUUGCAAUCAGAAGUAGUGCCUAAUAGACAGUUUCUCGAAUCCAAGAAAGCAGAAUUGACAGAUUUGGCUGAACGAGAAGGAUCUCAUGCAAUCACUAAACCUACCGCGUGGGGUGGAUUUCAUUUGAUUCCACGUUAUUUCGAAUUCUGGCAAGGCCAAUCUGAUCGCCUUCAUGAUAGAAUCGUAUUUGAGAGAGACAUGGACAUUUGGCUUUUGAAGCGUCUUUCUCCAUAG
Molecule: messenger RNA, 741 nt
Organism: Caenorhabditis remanei
Lineage: Eukaryota; Metazoa; Nematoda; Chromadorea; Rhabditida; Rhabditidae
Exons: 5
Coding region: 1-741 (246 amino acids)
Biological process (GO): pyridoxine biosynthetic process; pyridoxal 5'-phosphate biosynthetic process
Molecular function (GO): FMN binding; pyridoxamine phosphate oxidase activity
Source: RefSeq, a predicted model, not a curated record